AUGGCUCCCUCAAGUGCACUUCAAGCGCUUGCAACGCGGACCGAAGUUUUCAACCCAGCAGCCCGUGACAUUGUUAUUGUAGAGCUUUUAAUGCCCAGUGUCGCCCUGCUCUUGGUCAUAAAUCGCGUUUACUUUCUCUUGCGGCUCGCUAGAUCCCUGGGCUGGGACGACUAUACUAUUGUAGCUUCUAUGAUUGCUGGCAUUGCGAUGAAUUGUUUCCCUCUCAUUGGCGUUCAUCAUGGCUACGGGAAACCCCUUGCUGAGCUCUCAAAAGCUGACGGGAUCAUGGUUAUGAAGAUGUUCUGGGCUGUUCAAAUCGCCUACAAGUGUUCCUUGAACCUUUGCAAAAUAUCUAUCCUUCUGCUCUACCGCCGCAUCUUCGUCACCCGCAAGUUUCGUAUUGCCGUUGACAUCUCCUUAACGGUUGUAACCGUCUAUUUCAUUACCACCCUCCUAACAAACAUUGCCGAAUGCAGACCUAUUGCAAAAAAUUUUGAUCAUUCAGUCCCUGGAAAGUGCCUGAGCCUGACAGCCCACUGGCUUGCAAAUGCUAUUGCAACGUCACUCACAGAUAUUGUGACUCUUAUUCUCCCCAUGCCUGUGAUUCAUAGGCUACGACUUCCCACCAGACAGAAAUUCGGUUUGAUCGGCAUUUUUGCACUGGGAAUAUUCGCUUGCACACUCUCCAUAAUACGCAUGACAACUAUACCUGGUGGCGGGAAGGCCAGCGACAAAAGCUCCGGAACAAGAGUCACCUUGAAGUGGGCCAUGGUCGAAUGCAAUACCUCGAUAAUAUGCGCAUGCCUGCCCAUGCUUCGCACGCCACUCUCCAUGCUAUUCCCCAAUCUCUUCCCGUCAUUCAACUACGGGGGCGGUGUGUCAUUCUCGCACCAAAGUUCCUUAACGGCCGCUGAUACAGCUGAAAUAUCUCAGAACAACCAACGUAUACACGAAGAUGAGUUGUUGAAUUCACCAGGUGGCACGAAAACCACCACAAUACAGGUGUCCAUUACUCCGAAGGAUGAGGAGGAUCUGUGUGCACCUUGGGAAGGGGAAAUGGAUAGCGAAAAAGGUGGCGUGCGGGUGUCACUGUCGUCGAAUCAAAACCAGAAUCAUACCCAGAAAGGUGGUGGUAUACAAUAUACUACAAUUACUACCAUCAGUUGUCCCAAAACUCCCACGGUUGCUGUACCCCUUUCCUCUCCGCCGGCAACUCCGCCACCGCGAUGGGUAUAA
Paracoccidioides brasiliensis Pb18 is the source of this 1236-nucleotide messenger RNA. RefSeq lists its product as uncharacterized. The transcript is spliced from 5 exons. Bases 1 to 1236 code for a protein of 411 amino acids. The record is from RefSeq and is a predicted model, not a curated record.